This is a messenger RNA of Impatiens glandulifera, 900 nucleotides long. Its product is annotated as aquaporin TIP1-3-like. The record is from RefSeq and is a predicted model, not a curated record. Gene Ontology annotation, cellular component: membrane. Lineage: Eukaryota; Viridiplantae; Streptophyta; Magnoliopsida; Ericales; Balsaminaceae. The transcript has 3 exons. The coding region runs from base 30 to 791 and encodes 253 amino acids. Gene Ontology annotation, biological process: transmembrane transport; water transport. Gene Ontology annotation, molecular function: water channel activity.
GAGAAAGGGGAGGGAGAAAACAAAGAGAAAUGCCAAUCAACAAGAUCGCCAUUGGAUCGACCGGGGAGGCGAGCCGGCCAGACGCAUUAAGGGCAGCAGCAGCUGAGUUCUUCUCCAUGCUUGUUUUUGUCUUCGCCGGACAAGGAUCCGGAAUGGCAUUCAAUAAGUUAACGGAUAACGGUGCAACUAUUCCGGUGGGGCUAGUGGCGGCAUCUUUAUCACACGCGUUCGCACUUUUUGUGGCGGUAUCGGUUGCGGCAAAUAUUUCUGGAGGACACGUUAAUCCCGCUGUAACAUUUGGUCUUUUCCUUGGUGGCAACAUCACAUUGUUGAGGGCCAUCUUAUAUUGGAUUGCUCAGCUCUUAGGUUCAAUUGUGGCAUGUUUGCUUCUUAAAUUCUCCACUGGUGGAUUGGAAACAUCUGCAUUUUCGUUAUCAGAUGGAACGACAACAUCAAAUGCGGUGGUUUUUGAGAUUGUCAUGACUUUUGGUUUGAUGUAUACUGUGUAUGCGACAGCGGUUGACCCCAAAAAAGGGAAUGUGGGGACGAUUGCGCCGAUGGCAAUUGGGUUCAUAGUAGGUGCGAAUAUCCUUGCAGGUGGAGCAUUUGAUGGGGCUUCGAUGAACCCUGCAGUGUCUUUUGGUCCGGCUGUAGUGAGCUGGUCAUGGGUUAACCAUUGGGUAUAUUGGGUUGGACCUUUCACUGGUGCUGCCAUUGCAGCACUCAUCUAUGAUAAUAUUUUCAUUGCCAAUAAUAACUAUCAUCAACAGAUCUCUAAUGCUGAUUAUUGAGUAGUACUAAUUAAGUAAUCAAUUGAUUGUAGUAUGUAUGUUUUUUCUAUCUUCUUUUUCUACAUUAUUUGAUAUUUUAUGGUUACAUUGAUUUAGUUUAUAGUGUUUA